This is a messenger RNA of Gavia stellata (red-throated loon), 2595 nucleotides long. RefSeq names its product ADAM metallopeptidase domain 23 (gene ADAM23). Gene Ontology annotation, biological process: proteolysis. Gene Ontology annotation, molecular function: metalloendopeptidase activity. Gene Ontology annotation, cellular component: presynaptic membrane. The coding region runs from base 1 to 2595 and encodes 864 amino acids. The transcript is spliced from 27 exons. The record is from RefSeq and is a predicted model, not a curated record. Lineage: Eukaryota; Metazoa; Chordata; Aves; Gaviiformes; Gaviidae.
AUGAAGCCGCCCGGCAGCAUCUCCCUGCGGCAGCCUCGCUGCGGCCGCCGCCUCCCCGCCGCCGCCUGCCGCCCCACGCUCCUGCCGCAGCUCGGCCGCCUCGUCUCGCUGCUCCUGCUCCUUCAUGGCUCCUCCUGCCCCCGGGCCCGCGCCGCUGCAGCGGCCGCCGGUGGGUAUGACGACCUGCAUUGGAAUGAAACGGCAGGCGGUAUAGAGGGAGUUCUGGCAGAUGAAGAGAAUACGUUUCAACAGAAUAAAAGCAGUAACAGUAAAAAUAACAGCUACAGCAAUGCAAUCCAGAAAGAAAUCACACUGCCUUCAAGACUAAUCUAUUACAUCAACAGAGACUCUGAAACCCCUUACCAUAUCCUGGAUACUAGGGCAAGGCACCAGCAGAAACACAACAAGGCUGUACAUCUGGCCCAGGCAAGUUUCCAGAUUGAGGCCUUUGGCUCCAAAUUCAUCCUUGACCUCACAUUGAAUAAUGACUUGUUAUCUUCCAAUUAUGUGGAGAUUCACUAUGAAGAUGGAAAACCAAAGUUUUCUAAGGGUGGAGAGCAUUGUUACUACCAUGGAAAUAUCAGAGGUAUCAAGGAUUCCAAAGUUGCUCUUUCAACUUGUAAUGGACUUCAUGGCAUGUUUGAAGAUAGUACUUAUUUGUACUUGAUAGAACCCAUGGAUCUGACCCACAGUGCAGAAAGUAAAAGCAGGCCACAUAUCAUCCAAAGAACUUAUGGAACACAAGUCUCCAAGCAGUUGCAGGACCUUGAGACUGAAUCUAGUUCUGAAUGGCCCUUUCUGUCUGAACUACAGUGGCUGAGGAGAAAGAGAAGAAAAAGAGCAGUAUCUCGUGGUAUCUUUGAAGAAAUGAAAUAUCUGGAGCUCAUGAUAGUCAAUGACUAUAAAAUGUUCAAAAAGCACCGUUCUUCAAAUGCAUACACAAACAAUUUUGCAAAGUCUGUGGUAAACCUUGUAGAUGCUAUAUACAAGGAACAGCUGAACACCAGGGUGGUUCUUGUUGCUGUGGAAACUUGGACAGACAGAGAUCGUAUUAAUAUACACCCUGACCCUCUGCAGAUGCUUCAUGAUUUCUCCAAAUAUCGACAGCACUACAUCAAACAGCACGCUGAUGCUGUGCACCUGCUCUCGAAUGUGACAUUUCAUUAUAAGAGGAGCAGCUUAAGUUACUUUGGAGGGGUUUGCUCUGUGACCAGAGGAGUAGGAGUGAAUGAGUAUGGUCUCCCUUUGGCCAUGGCCCAGGAACUAGCACAAAGUCUUGCUCAGAACCUUGGAAUACAGUGGGAGCCAGCUGCCAGGAAACCGAAGUGUGACUGCACUGAAUCCUGGGGUGGUUGCAUCAUGGAGGAAACAGGGGUAUACCAUUCCAGGAAAUUCUCCAAAUGCAGCAUUGCAGAAUACAAAGAAUUCUUACUUCGUGGAGGAGGUGCCUGUCUUUUCAACAGGCCAACAAAGCUCUUUGAAACCACUGAGUGUGGAAAUGGAUAUGUAGAAGCAGGAGAAGAAUGUGAUUGCGGUUUCCGAAUGGAAUGCUAUGCAGACUGUUGUAAGAAGUGCUCUCUUUCUAAUGGAGCCCAUUGUAGUGAUGGACCCUGCUGUAAUACAUCAUGUCUUUUUUUCCCACGAGGCUAUGACUGUCGAUAUGCAGUGAAUGAAUGUGAUAUCGCAGAGUUCUGCACUGGAGAUUCUGGCCAGUGUCCACCAAAUCUUCAUAAACAAGAUGGGUAUGCCUGUGAUUCUAAUCAGGGUCGUUGCUAUAAUGGUGAAUGCAAGACAAGAGAUAAUCAGUGCAAAUAUAUCUGGGGAUCUAAGUCUUCAGGAUCUGACAAAUUUUGUUAUGAAAAGCUUAAUACAGAAGGCACAAAAAAAGGAAACUGUGGAAAGGAUGGAGAUCGAUGGAUUCAGUGUAGCAAACAUGAUGUUUUCUGUGGCUUUUUGCUUUGUACUAAUCUUACUAGAGUUCCACGAGUUGGUCAAGUUCAAGGAGAAAUUAUCCCAAAUUCUUUUUAUCAUCAAGGACGAAUAGUGGACUGCAGUGGUGCUCAUGUUCUUUUAGAUGAUGAUACAGAUUUAGGUUAUGUGGAGGAUGGAGCUCCAUGUGGACCUCACAUGAUGUGUCUGGACAAAAAGUGCCUGCCGAUUCAGUCCUUGAACAUAAGCAGCUGUCCCAUUGGCUCUAAUGCAAAAGUCUGUUCCGGUCAUGGGGUGUGUAGUAAUGAGGCCACUUGCAUUUGUAAUUUCUCCUGGGCUGGGACAGACUGCAGUAUUGAUGAUCCUAUCAGGGAUACUGGUAGCAAGAAGGAUGAAGGACCCAAGGGUCCUAGUGCCACCAAUCUUAUAAUAGGCUCCAUCGCUGGUGCCAUCCUGGUAGCAGCUAUUGUCCUUGGGGGGACAGGAUGGGGCUUUAAGUUAUCAGAUGUUCAUAUGAACAUACGGUACUGUGGUGUCAAGUCCAUAUCAAACAAAUGUCAAAAAACGAAGGUUCGAUCCAAGUCAACAAGGCCCUAUCUGAAGAAAUGCGAUACAAAAAGCUGCUUCUUGCACUACUGGAUUUUGGGUAUGAUGUCUUUGCUGUAG